Trichomonas vaginalis G3 is the source of this 455-nucleotide messenger RNA. RefSeq lists its product as uncharacterized. The transcript has a single exon. The record is from RefSeq and is a predicted model, not a curated record. The annotation marks the transcript as partial. Lineage: Eukaryota; Parabasalia; Trichomonadida; Trichomonadidae.
AUGUUAGAUGAACUAUAUAAAGCAGAACGUGAAGAUAUGGAAAAGAAACUUCAAGCAAAAGAUGAAGUCAUUGAAUCCAAAGACAAAAGCAUACAGAAAAGAAUACCACGUUCAGUACCAAAAGGAAAGGAAAAGAACUAUAAGUAUAUGAUUUACGCUGAAGAGUUGGAGAAAGAAGAAGAUAGAGAUAUGGUUAUGUUGCAUUUAGUGAGAAGAAACAACAAGAGCUUUUAUGACUUAGCUAAGAUAUAUAAAUCUGACAGAAACUGGUUCUAUCGUGAAAACUUACCGAUCUCAAUGACACCGAAUGAGCAAAUAAAGGAAAUUGUCAAAAAUACUCUUCCUCAAACACACUAUGACAUCAAAGGUUGCACAAUACUUACAUUCAAAGAAGACUUAACAUUACUGAAAGAAAAGAUAACAGAAUAUUUCGACAACUUCAAGAGGAAGAAUGA